CUCCCUCCCAAGGGAAGUCCCACCCGGAUCUCGCGCGCGCGCGGCGGGAGACCCAUCCCCACAGAAGCUUCUAGAAGCCGCCGCCCAUUCCACCCCCUCAUCCGCGCGGAUGAGCGGCGCCUCGGCCCCCCUCCCCUACUCGAUGCGAGAUGUGGACGGCGGCGCCUACAACAACGCCAAGUUCCGCCAGCGAUCUCGCCUCAAGAUGGCUACUCAGGCCCUUAUUUCCAAGAGCAGCCAUUACCAAUGUGGAAAAUUUACCCUUGGGAAAUUCUUGAGUCUUUUAAUGGUUUCUGGCUUAGUAUAUUUGCUUGUGCACAAAAGUUCAGAGGGUUUUGUAUCUGGUGAGCUCCAUGACAAAGUACAGAGUAGACAUGCCAGUAAAGAUUCUCCCAAUAUUCGUACGUUUUGGAGAAAGCCGCCAAGGCUACCUCCUCGUCUUCCUCCAAAUGAAAUGUAUAAAAAUAGUUCAACACUUCACCAGUCCCCUCCAUCUGAAUGGACAUCAAGACAGAAGAAAGUUAAAGAAGCAUUCGAGCAUGCAUGGUCUGGCUACCGAAAUCAUGCAAUGGGUUAUGACGAGCUUAUGCCUUUGAGUCACAGAGGUGUAGAUGGAUUAGGAGGUUUAGGUGCCACUGUCGUGGAUUCUUUAGACACUGCGAUAAUAAUGGGUGCUGAUGAUGUUGUGUCUGAAGCAUCAAAAUGGAUUGAAGACAACCUAAUGAAAAAGAUCAAUGAGAAAGGACAGGUCAACUUAUUUGAAACUACUAUACGUGUCUUGGGAGGGCUCCUUAGUGCAUAUCAUUUGAGUGGCGGAGACCAAGCUGGAGGAGGUGAUUCUGGGAUACCAGUGACACCUAAGAAAACUAAUCCAGAUCGUCUUCUGGAAGUCUCAAAGGAUUUAGCAGACAGGUUAUUAUUAGCUUUUACAUCAAGCCCAACAGCCAUACCUUAUAGUGAUGUUGUUCUUCGUGAUCGCUCUGCACAUGCAUCCCCUGAUGGCUUAAGCAGUACCUCUGAGGCUACAACAUUGCAACUGGAGUUCAGUUACCUUAGCAGAAUAUCAGGAGAUCCUAAGUAUGACUUAGAGGCAAUGAAGGUGUUGGAGCAUAUGCGAACACUCUCAACAGUGGAGGGUCUGGUGCCUAUUUACAUUAGUCCCUACUCUGGUCAAUUUAGCGGAGAAAAUAUUCGACUAGGAUCUCGUGGUGAUAGUUACUAUGAGUACUUAUUGAAAGUUUGGGUUCAGCAAGAAAAUUAUCGUAACACUAGCUUGAAAUAUCUAUUUGAAAUGUAUACGGAAGCGAUGAGAGGGGUCAAACAUCUUCUUGUUCGAAAAACUACACCAAAUGGAUUGGUUUUUGUUGGGGAGCUUCCCCAUGGACGGAAUGGUGCUUUUAGCCCAAAAAUGGAUCACCUGGUUUGUUUUCUUCCUGGUACCCUUGCUCUAGGUGCAACAAAGGGUAUCACCAAGAAAAAGGCUCUCGAAAGUAAUCUUUUAACUAAAGAAGACAUCGAAAAUCUUCAGCUUGCUGAAGAUCUAGCUAAAACAUGUGUUGAAAUGUACUUCGUGACUUCUACUGGACUUGCUCCUGAAAUUGCUUAUUUUCACAUUGAGGGUAAUGAAGGUGGACCUGAUGGCGGGAACAAAAGUUCAGAAUAUAUUAAUGACAUCACAAUCAAACCUCUUGAUCGUCACAACCUUUUACGCCCAGAGACUGUGGAAUCUCUAUUUGUUUUGCACAGAAUCACAGAAGAUCCAAAGUACAGGGAGUGGGGUUGGCAAAUUUUUAAGGCCUUUGAGAAGUAUACAAAAGUUGAUUCUGGUGGUUAUACAUCACUAGAUGAUGUCACAAGCCUGCCUCCUCCUAGGAGAGACAAGAUGGAAACUUUCUUCCUGGGAGAAACAUUGAAGUACUUGUAUUUGCUGUUUGGUGAAAGCAAUAUUCUUCCACUGGAUAAGUAUGUAUUCAAUACAGAGGCCCACCCACUUCCAGUUAUUCGGUCUGCGGCACAGGUCUCAGAUACCGUAUAGCGUCGAAGUAUGUCACUGUUGUACUUAGUGUAGUGUUGUGAGAAAAGUAACUAACAGAAACAUGAGAAACUCAAGAAAUAUGUUUGCGGACAACUAGAUUGGAACAAGGAGGGCGCAAUUCCAUGACAGUAGCCUUCUGGAUCUUUAUGCUUGUGCUGCAGGCACUUCAAGUGGCACCAAAAUCAUUCUUGGAAGAAAGCUCACAGAUGUGUCAUGUUCAUAGUUUGAUCUGGAGAUUUGUACUUGUAUUUAUCAGAAAUCAUAUAUCUUCUCUAAACUGUGCAAUCUGAAACCUGCAAUUUUGAAAUUACUUGGUGGCAACACCAAGAUUUUAUCUUCAUGUA
This is a messenger RNA of Lolium rigidum, 2379 nucleotides long. Its product is annotated as mannosyl-oligosaccharide 1,2-alpha-mannosidase MNS3-like. Gene Ontology annotation, biological process: carbohydrate metabolic process; N-glycan processing. NCBI's taxonomy places the organism in Eukaryota, Viridiplantae, Streptophyta, Magnoliopsida, Poales, Poaceae. The coding region runs from base 110 to 2035 and encodes 641 amino acids. The transcript is spliced from 6 exons. The record is from RefSeq and is a predicted model, not a curated record. Gene Ontology annotation, cellular component: endoplasmic reticulum; endosome; trans-Golgi network. Gene Ontology annotation, molecular function: mannosyl-oligosaccharide 1,2-alpha-mannosidase activity; calcium ion binding.